GGCGAACGCAAAAUACAUACAGUUAGAGGGUCCCACAAAAUAACAUACUUAGGGAGUCAAAUAGCAAGAUGGCGGAAAAAUCGAGUCGCCCAUCGUCCCAGGCAAGGAGAUCAGCAACACAAAGUAGACAAUCAGGAACAUCACAAGAUCUUCUGAGCAGGGAAGAGGAGUACAAACGUUUAAAUGCUGAACUUGAAGCGAAAACAGCUGGUCUAAUCCAACAAGCUGAAGAUGUCAUGCGAGGACAAGAAAGUAUGUUGAGUAAAGCAAGCAGAGGAAUCCUGGAUUCAGAUGAAUAUGAAUAUGACAUCAACAAUUCUCCCAUAUUUGACACAGAACCACAUUCAAUAACAGAUAAUUUAGAACAGGAAAGGUUAUUAUCCCAGCAAAGUGGGACACGUGCAUCAUCAUCCAGAAGUAAACCUCCUUCAAGACCACAGUCAAGAACCAAAAAAUCAAAACCCAAAACGAAAUCUAAUAAUAUUGGUGAUAAUACUUUUCCAUUUGCUACAAGUCUUGAUCAAAAUUUGGUGGAAACUAUGAAAAAUUAUGUGGGUAAACUUAUUUUUACAGAGGCUACAAUAAGGUUCUUGAAAGCCAAAGUGCGAGUUAUGCAGGAAGAAUUGGACAGAAUAUCACAUGAAUACAGUAAACGUGAUGAAGAAAAUAACCAAUUACUGGGUAAGAUAAAAGAUGCAGAGGAUGAAAAAAGAAGAUUACUGAAAACAAAUCAAAGUCAACAAACACAGAUUGAGAAAUAUAAGACAAUAUCUCAAGAUGCUAAGAGCAAAGGUGAUGGACUGGAAAAUCAAGUUAUAGCUCUCAGAAAAGAAUUAGAUGCAUUGAAGAGAGGACAGAAACAAGCCACGGCUACACAAGGAGCAACAGAAGUAAGAUUGAACCGUGCAUUGGAAGAGAUUGAGAAAUUAAAAUCACAACUUCACAAAUCAAGACAAGGUUCCAAAGAUACCAUGGAUCAAGAUAAACGAAGAAUUGAACAACUUCAGUUAGAAAAUAAAAGGCUAGAGAAGCAAAAAGCCGAAUUGAUGGCUGGUUUCAAGAAACAAUUAAAACUUAUUGACAUACUCAAACGACAGAAGAUGCACAUAGAAGCUGCCAAAAUGCUGUCUUUCACAGAAGAAGAGUUUGUCAAAGCCCUGGAAUGGGGGAAUUAACCUGACAAAAUAUUCCACAUUCUCAGAUUCCUUGUUGCAUCUUUUGUAAAUCAUUGUUUGUGUCUGUCAUUGACUGUAUAGCAGGAUUCCUACUACCAGUUGUACUGUAAACAACUUAAUUUUGGCUGUGAGGAGUUUGUUGAUUUUAUGGCUUUCGUGAUGACCGAGUUUCACAAGUUCAUUGACUCACGAAAUUAGUUUACAUGUUAACGUAAUCAAUUUUUGUAACCACUGUUUUUCACUAGUUAGUGAUAUCAAUAAUCAUUCUUGAGUAUCGUAAUUUGGAAUACAAACUUGCUGUCUAUUAAGCUCAAAACGUUCCAUUUUUGGUUGAGUCUAUUUACACAACUUUAUCUCUGCCAGUAACAUGGCAGUAUAUAUGAUUUUUUGAGACAAUAAAACUGUGUGCAUUUUA
Molecule: messenger RNA, 1590 nt
Organism: Saccoglossus kowalevskii
Lineage: Eukaryota; Metazoa; Hemichordata; Enteropneusta; Harrimaniidae
Product: testis-expressed protein 9-like
Source: RefSeq, a predicted model, not a curated record